Messenger RNA from Punica granatum (pomegranate), 830 nucleotides. NCBI's taxonomy places the organism in Eukaryota, Viridiplantae, Streptophyta, Magnoliopsida, Myrtales, Lythraceae. The record is from RefSeq and is a predicted model, not a curated record.
AGGAACCAGAAGUUGGGGGCGGGUUGAGCUCAUCGCAGAUAGUCGACGAACUGUGAAAUCGAAGUCUCCAGCACCUCGGAGAGAGAGAGAGAGAUGAGUGCGGCGGCGGCGGCGGCGACAACGGCGGGAUACCUGGCCCGGAGGGCGGCGCAGAAGCAGAGGGUCCGGAUUCUCUACAGGCGUGCCCUCAAGGACACUCUCAACUGGGCCGUUCACCGCCACCUCUUCUACCAAGACGCAUCUGAUUUGCGCGAGAGAUUCGAGGUCAACAAGAAUGUGGAGAGUCUCGAUGCAAUUGACAGGAUGAUUGCUGAAGGGGAAGCCACCUACAACAAGUGGCGGCACCCCGAUCCUUACAUUGUUCCUUGGGCUCCUGGUGGUUCCAAGUUCACUCGAAACCCUACGCCUCCUGAAGGGAUUGAGAUAAUUUAUGAUUAUGGGCGCGAGGAUAAUGACUGAAAGCAGUUACUUUUGAUUGUAAUGAAUAAAGGCAGAGAGACAGUCCGUGGAUACGGAGUAAAAUGCUAGUCUUGGCCAAACAUCUUGUCUCUGUUGCCAAAGUGAAGGCAAUUGCUGGCACUGAAUUUUCAGUUUCUUAAAAAUGUACGUUUGGCACUUCUAUGCAUGAAUAUUCCCAUCAUCAAAGAUUUGGUCUGAGAUGAACUUCUUUUGAUCAGUUUUAUGUAAAAAAAAAUCCCUAUUUUCUUUUUUUCGCUAUGACAUCUCUGAAAGUGGGACUUCGAUAAUGUUAUUUGCCUGAACCAUAGCUCGAUCUGUUUGGUUAAAUUGAGAAUCAAUGAGAAGAGAGAUAACGAGCAGGCAAUAAUGAA